Messenger RNA from Saccostrea echinata, 1545 nucleotides. RefSeq names its product ruvB-like 2. Lineage: Eukaryota; Metazoa; Mollusca; Bivalvia; Ostreida; Ostreidae. The coding region runs from base 49 to 1443 and encodes 464 amino acids. Gene Ontology annotation, cellular component: Ino80 complex; R2TP complex; Swr1 complex. Gene Ontology annotation, biological process: chromatin remodeling; regulation of transcription by RNA polymerase II; box C/D snoRNP assembly. The transcript has 15 exons. Gene Ontology annotation, molecular function: ATP hydrolysis activity; DNA helicase activity; ATP binding. The record is from RefSeq and is a predicted model, not a curated record.
UUUGUUGUUGUAUUGUAGAGGGCGCUUCGACAAGCACAGACCGGCAAAAUGGCAGCACCAACAGCAGAGAAAGUUCAAGAAAUAAGAGAAGUGACAAGGAUUGAAAGAAUAGGUGCCCAUUCACACAUCCGUGGUCUGGGUUUGGAUGAUGCUUUAGAAGCCAGAAAUGUGUCACAAGGCAUGGUGGGUCAGAUGGAGGCUAGGAGAGCUGCUGGGGUCAUACUGGAGAUGAUCAAGGAGGGUAAGAUAGCUGGCAGAGCAGUACUAAUAGCAGGUCAUCCAGGCACAGGAAAAACAGCCAUUGCUAUGGGUAUGGCACAAGCUCUUGGAACAGAUACCCCCUUCACCAGCAUAGCAGGCAGUGAAAUUUUUUCAUUGGAAAUGAGCAAAACAGAAGCCCUUACACAAGCUUUCAGGAAAUCCAUUGGUGUUAGAAUAAAAGAAGAGACAGAGAUCAUUGAAGGAGAGGUUGUAGAAAUCCAAAUAGAUAGACCUGCCACAGGAACAGGGGCAAAAGUUGGGAAACUGACUUUGAAAACAACAGAAAUGGAAACAAUUUAUGAUCUUGGUCAGAAAAUGAUAGAAUCUCUAACAAAAGAAAAGGUUCAGGCAGGAGAUAUUAUCACAAUAGACAAAGCCACAGGAAAAAUAACAAAGCUAGGAAGAUCUUUCACAAGAGCACGUGAUUAUGAUGCCAUGGGAGCCCAGACAAAGUUUGUACAAUGUCCUGAGGGAGAAUUACAGAAGAGAAAAGAGGUUGUACACACAGUGACGUUACAUGAAAUUGAUGUCAUCAACAGUAGAACACAGGGCUUUCUGGCUCUCUUCUCAGGUGACACUGGAGAAAUAAAGGGUGAGGUCAGAGAACAGAUUAAUUCCAAGGUAGCAGAGUGGAGAGAGGAGGGGAAAGCAGAGAUUGUUCCUGGGGUUCUGUUCAUUGAUGAGGUACAUAUGCUGGACAUUGAAUGUUUUUCUUUCCUCAACCGAGCCCUAGAGUCAGACAUGGCCCCUAUACUUAUAAUGGCCACCAACAGAGGUAUCACAAGGAUCCGUGGAACACAGUACCAAAGUCCCCAUGGCAUUCCCAUAGAUUUACUGGACAGACUGCUCAUAAUCUCUACAACACCGUAUCAGGAGAAAGAAAUCAAACAGAUUCUUACCAUCAGGUGUGAGGAAGAGGAUGUAGAAAUGAGUGAUGAGGCCCUGAUUGUGUUGACAAGAAUAGGAAUGGAGACCUCCCUUAGAUACGCUAUACAGCUCAUAACCACAGCUAACUUAGUGGCCAGGAAGCGAAAGGGAACAGAGGUUGAUGUGGAUGAUAUUAAGAGAGUGUACUCACUUUUCUUGGAUGAAUCAAGAUCAACUCAAUUCUUGAAAGAAUAUCAACAAGAAUUCAUGUUUAAUGAACUUGGUGUUGAUGCUUCUGCCAUGGAAACAAGCUGAUAUAUCUUGUGUGAGCUGUGAACACUAAACAUUCUCAUUUCAAAUUGUUUUGUCACCAUGUUUUCUGCAACAGCAGAAUAUAUAUAAAUCAUAAAUCCCUUC